Messenger RNA from Diversispora eburnea, 603 nucleotides. The record is from the annotation of a GenBank genome assembly. Lineage: Eukaryota; Fungi; Glomeromycota; Glomeromycetes; Diversisporales; Diversisporaceae.
ACGUGUAUAUGGAGACCUAAAAAAGAGGGUAAGCGAGAAAAUAUCUCAAUAAAGCGUUUUGUCUCAUGGAUGAAGGCUAAACAUUUACGUGAGGUAAUAGAAUCUCAACAACUUGUAAAUAGAGGAUUCCCUUCUAAAGAAUAUCUUUUUAAAGCUCCUGAACCUGAAAAAGAAGGAUUGUAUGGACUAUUAUCUGAAUCUCUGGCAAAAGCCUUGGAUCGUAAAAAGAAAUCAAAGGAGAAGAAAUCAAAAGAUAUUAAGAGUUUAUUGCAAAACAAUGACUCUCCGAGUCUAGAUGAAGAUGAAAUAACAAAUAAAGAUGCCAUCACUCAUGCUAAAAAAAUAUGUUCUGGUAUUAGUGAAGUUGGUAUGACUAGGUCUUCAGGUAUCUCUACGAGAUAUAAUGAUUACCUUAAUGCAUUAGAUAAGAUUGUGGGUUCUACUCGUUCGAGAUUAUCAAAUUUACUUUCAAAAUUGUCUAAGCUUAAUGUGGAUUAUAAAAAUGCAAUAUACGAAUUAAUUGUGCAGACACAGAAAUACAAGCCUGAUAUUAUGAUUUUGGAAGAAUAUAUAUUUCGAUUUAAUCUGAAAUCAGAGUGUGAG